AUGGCAGCUAUGGAUGAGCUAGGCACUCAACUACAGUCGCUACAGGCUCUCAAGCCCCCAGGUGUUACACCGACCAAGAUCAAGGCCAUCACGCAACUAUGCGUCGACAACAUUCAGUCCCACUCGAUUAUCGUUCAGAAGAUCGCAAAUCAGCUCCAAAACAGCGUCGCCACACAUAAGCUAGGAGUAUUAUACGUUGUAGAUGCAGUCGCUCGCCAAUGGGUCGAAAAAGCCAAGCAGGCCGGCCAAACCGUGUCCAAAAAUGCUGCACAAGGAACAUAUGCCUCAGGCGUGCAGAUGAUGAGAGAUGUACUACCAGCUAUGAUGGAUAACCUUAUCAACGCGGCACCAGACACCCAGAAGGAGAAGAUUUCGAAACUUUUAGACAUCUGGGAACGUGGCCAAACGUUUUCCCUCGAUAUGCUCGCUCGCUUCAAGCAGCAGCUAAAUGGCGGUCAGCAUAGCGUACAAGCACCUUCAGAGCCACCAAAGAGCAACGGCGCAGUAUCGACUUUCAAUGGACACACUAACCAACAGCUACCACCUCAAGCACAAUCGUCACAAGAUCAAGCUGCCCUCUAUGCUGCACUUGCUGCUGCUGGUCAGCAAACUGCGCACACUAACGUUUCUCACACAGCACCUUCUGCAUUUCCUUUCCAACAGAGCAUGGUGCCGCCCCCACCCCCUGGUUUCGUGCCUCCCCCGCCAACUGGAGCGAUGCCCCUUGGAGCAAUCGGGCAACCCGGGCUACCUGUCCCACCUGCUGGCAUGAAUGAACUCGCAGGUCAAAUUUUGCAAGCCAUGAGCUCUGGGUCUAUUCAGCCCGACCAGGCUAUACAGGUACUCAAUGCAUUGGCCACAGCUUCGAAUGGAGGAAUGACUAUCCCCCUUCCACAACCGUCAGUUGUUACGCAAACCCCGUUGCAGACUCAGUCCGCCGCCCAAAAUGGUGGCCAAGCAGAGCGAUAUGAUCAGAACGACAGUAGAAUGCGAGACCGUAGCCGUUCACCUGACUAUCAACGUCGACGUUCGCCUGCGCAUAGAUCUCCUCCAGUUGCAAAUCGUCGCGAGAGUCCUACAUAUGGUGUCUACGACCCUAAUGCAGGCCCUGAGGGCAAUGCACAACGCUUUGAGCGAGGUGAGCGCGGCCGUGGUCGUGGUAAACAGAGGGGAGGAGGCCGUAAUGAUCGUAAUGAGUAUCGACAGCGCACUCCACCUCGACGACAGCCAAGUCCGCCUAGAGCUGCUUAUGGACAGUCAAAGUAUAUUGAGUGGGAUGACACUCUACCGCGCGAUCACAUCCGGGUACUAAGUCGUACAUUAUUCGUAGGCGGUGCUGGCGGAACAGAAGGUGAGAUAAGGAGCAUCUUUGCUCGUUUCGGUAGAGUGCAAACGUGCAUUGUCAACCAGGAUAAGCGCCAUGCUUUUGUCAAGAUGUUGACCCGACCGGAUGCCGUUGCUGCCAAGCAGGGUAUGGAUUCACUUCAAGAUCCCGCUGCGCAGUCCAAAGCGCGUCAGACUCGAUGGGGUGUCGGCUUUGGUCCUCGUGACUGUAGUGAUUAUACAACAGGCAUCAGUGUGGUUCCUAUUUCCCGACUUACAGAUGCUGACCGCAAGUGGGCUUUAACUGCUGAACAUGGUGGCACUGGCGGUCGAGCACUUGAAGGAGGCAUGGUAAUCGAAGAGCCGGACAUUGAGAUUGGCGCUGGUGUCUCCUCCAAAGCAAUUAGCCGUCGUGUACCCACUGACGCUCCACGCGGUGGGCGUGGAGGCUUUGGUGGACGUGGAGACUUCAGUGCCCGUGGAGAUCAUGGCGGGCGUGGUAACUUCAACGGACGUGACAACUUCAGCGAGCGUGUAGACCUUGGGCGCAACGACUUCGGCGGCGGACGUGGCGGCGGCGGUGGCUUCGACAACAGCGGCCCAGCCAAGUUCCGCAAACAAGACCAUCGUCCCGCCAACGAUCCUCGCCACAUAUCUCCUAGGCCUGAGCAAGGUGUUGCCGUUCCGCCUGCAGUUCCUGGCUUCGGUUUCCAGCUUCCAGGGUUGGGUCUCGAACACAGUAAUUAUAUCAAACCCAGUAGUGCGAGAGUCUUCAUGGACGAAUUCACCCGCAAAUCAAUCGACCCCAGGAUGCAUGAUUAUGGCGGUCAAUUUCUCUUCAUAUUUUCAAAAGCAUUGCAAGGCGUUGUGGCGAGCGACUGCGACUUUGCCAAUAUGAUAUUCGUUGGCGGCCUACAUGGGCACGACUUCUGA
Pyrenophora tritici-repentis Pt-1C-BFP is the source of this 2256-nucleotide messenger RNA. The record is from RefSeq and is a predicted model, not a curated record. Lineage: Eukaryota; Fungi; Ascomycota; Dothideomycetes; Pleosporales; Pleosporaceae.